Molecule: messenger RNA, 2490 nt
Organism: Mangifera indica (mango)
Lineage: Eukaryota; Viridiplantae; Streptophyta; Magnoliopsida; Sapindales; Anacardiaceae
Exons: 3
Coding region: 852-1292 (146 amino acids)
Source: RefSeq, a predicted model, not a curated record
AACGAUUAAAGGGCCUCCGACAUUGUGAAUAAUAUAUUUGGACUGACUAAAUUAACUCACAAUGUUAUUAUCAUAUGCCGGCAUACAUGGAAGUAAAGCCCCUGUGCGUGCUGUCGAAUACAACACCGACGGGCGAACGGCUCUGUCCCCUUCCUAAUUUCAAUUCUAUAGUAACGGACAGUCCCACGUGGCGCCAAAACAUAUGUCCACUUGUCUGUCAGUAUUAUCACAAUCAAGCGUUGUAUGUUUAACAAUCCCCCGAAAUGGAAGCCCGCUUAGUAGAACAUUUGAAAAGGAGACAAGUCCGGCGACAAACCGAAACUCAUAGUUACCACAAUUCUAGGAACAAUCUUUGAUUCGAUCUCCCUAGAAUAUACGAGAAGCUCUUGAUUCUCAUCCACAACUUCGAACAAGAAUACGGGAGGUCACACAUCCACAUUCCUUCCUUUCUGCUCUGUUCUAUGUAAAAUUUUUUACGCUCCUCUAUGUUUCCACGUGUACUUUAACCCCAACUUUUCGCUGGAUAUUUGAACGAAUAAACUUGACAAAUUCUAAAUCCAAGUUUGUUGCACUUUGGAUAAGUUUUUACGGUGUUCACCUAUCAUAUUAAUCUUAUUAUUAGCUAACAAUGUCUUAAUGAUUAAUUUAUUAGUUAAUAUUUUUUAUUAUCAUUAUAUCCCUUUAUUUAUUUUUGGGGCAAAGAAGUUAAUUUUGUUUAAAGAGAUAAAUUUUAUAAUGGAAAUUAGGUUUGGUGCAAUAACUGUGUUAAAUCUUACCAUGUAGUAAGGAUUUAGAGUGCGAAAGAAAAAGAGAGCUAUGGGCAGCUGUAGAACUGAAGCUGUUUGUGAAGCAUGUUGCCGUCCUUGUUGAGUAGGCGCUCAUUGGAGGCUGAUUCCAGGGACUGCUAUGGAUUUGCUCUGAGACCUCAGCUUGUCCAAAGAUAUAUAGAAUACACCAAAAUCUAUAAGGAAGAGGAAGAGAAAAGAUCACAAAAAUGGAAGAAUUUCAUUGAACACCAAGAAGCUUCUCAACCAAACUCUCCUGAGAAGAAACACAAGGAGUCGUUACGUGCUGAAGCCACUAAGUUGAAUGAUGAGACAGUUCCAUUGAAGAGUAAAGGGAACAAAGCUGAAACUACUGACCAGAAUGAUACAACUGCGCCAGAGGUAGACAACCAAGGGAACAAGGCUGAAGCUACUAAGCUGAUAGAGGACACUAUAUCAAGGAGUGGAAAUGAAGUGGAGAAGGGUGAAGACAAUAAGUUGAAAGAGGAAAAUUUUCCUGAGAAGUAGGAGAGAGAACCAGUGUGAAAAUACCGAGAUUGUAUUAGAGAGGGGCAUAGAAGUAGACAAUGCUGGGGCUGUUGAGUUGAAUGAAGAGACUGUUUCAGAGAAGAGUGUGGAAUUCGAUGAUAACGCUGGAGCUACUGAUUUGAAAGUGGAUACUGUUUCAGAGAAGGGUGUGAAAGUAGACGAGGAUAAAGCUACUGAGUUGAAAAAAGAGACUGUUUCAAAGAGAGGUAGGGAAGGGGAUGCUUCAAGUAGGAAGUAUGAUUUUGAGGGUUCAAGUUCAACUAAACUUGACUCCAAAAAGGAGCAACUUUCAAAAGAAACAAAGCCCGAUGAUGUCCAAAUAUGGGCUCAGAUUAGACCAUCCCUAUCAUCCAUUGAGAGUGUGAUGAGCUUUUGUGUAAAGAGAAGAAAGGAGAUGAAGGUUGAGCAGAUAACCAAAAGUAAACACCAUCUUCCAUCAAUAAAUGAAGCAGGAUCUUUGGAAGAGGAGUCUGAGGAGGGCAGUAAGGAAAAAGUCCGUGUUACUGAGAUGCCAAAUGAGACUGUAAAUGCCUGCUAUGAGAAAGGUACUCUACAAAAUGAUAUCUUACCCAUGCCAUACUUUCCUUGGAAAGAAGAACUGGAAUUCCUUGUUCUUGGGGGAGUGCCGAAGGAUCUAAAGGGAGAGGUGAGGUUGAAAGUGUUCAGUUUUUUGAAGUUAAUAUUUUUAUGUUGGCGAAAAGAUCCCUCACUCCAGUUUUGCCAAUGAAGGAACUCUCACCUACUGUUUGCAAGCAAUGCUACAGGAACUAUUUGAUACCUCAAUGAUGUGUUAUUAUAUGAGUAAAAAUUAUUUUAUUUUUAAUUUAAAAUCAUCAUAUCAGACACAUCAUCUAAAUGUCCAAUUAGAUAUUCAAAACUGUGUACGUAUAGUUUUAUUAAUUGGUUGCAAACAUCGAAAUUUUUGAAGUUAGCUCUUCCAAUGAGAAGCAUAAUUUUCAAAUCACAGAAUCAAGAGGAAAGAAAACGAGAGAAAUGAUGUAACAGAAGCUUUUAUGUCAAACUCCUGCCAAAGUCCAUGAUUUGACAUACACGCGGAUUGACUUCAAUUCUUGGCUAAGUGAUCAGUAGGAAAGCUUAUUAUGGCAUCAAGCACUCCAAAACUGCCUGAAAAUGGUAUGAAACUGCCUGAAAUUGUAUGAUACUUCCAGUAAAUAGG